AUGGCGCCCCCGGACCGACCACGGGGUUCUCUCCCGCCCCAGCAGCAAAAUUGUAUGUAUUCUGAGCCAGUGGAACCAAGAGAAAGCCUACAGCACCAUCAAACCCAACCCGACUCCGGACUACCAUCCCUUCCACAAACUCAUCCGUCAUGGACCGACUUGACUGGCCCGGAUCACGCUGGGUCUGGGCAGACAAAGCAGGACUUCUCACGACGGCAGCAGUCUAGCCAGAUGAACAACACCCAGUCUACGAUUCCAGGCCAAGCAGCUCUGCAGCAGCCACUGCCUAUACCACUUGAGGCGCAGCAGCCGCAGCCGCAGCCGCAACAAAUGCGUUCUCAGAAUGGAGCCCAGCCAGCUCUGCCGGCAGAAGCGGUCCUUGUCCCACAUACCAUCGGACAGGUAGGAUCGCACGUCUUUCCGAUUGCCAAUGGACAGUAUCAGAUUCGGGUCAUCUCGUACAUGGAAGUUUUGAUACCCAUGGUUCCGUGUCCUGCUCAGCCGCCGUCUCAGUGA
Penicillium daleae is the source of this 516-nucleotide messenger RNA. RefSeq lists its product as uncharacterized. The record is from RefSeq and is a predicted model, not a curated record. The transcript has a single exon. NCBI's taxonomy places the organism in Eukaryota, Fungi, Ascomycota, Eurotiomycetes, Eurotiales, Aspergillaceae. Bases 1 to 516 code for a protein of 171 amino acids.